AUGGGAAAGUCCUCAAAAGAUAAGCGCGACGCCUACUACCGGCUCGCAAAGGAGCAAGGAUGGCGCGCAAGAAGUGCCUUUAAGCUGUUGCAACUAGACGAGGAAUUCGAUCUCUUUGCCGAUGUCACUCGAGUCGUCGACCUUUGCGCUGCGCCAGGAAGUUGGUCGCAAGUACUGUCCCGUGUUCUGAUCAAGGGCGAGAAGUUUGGCAGAGCUGCUUGGCAGGAUAAGGAAGCCAAGUUUCGACAGCAGAUGCUGGGGAUUCUGCCUAAGGAGGGUGAUGGCGAACAGAUGGUGGAUGCUCAACAGCCGGAGGAGGAACAGAAGGACGCCGCGAAACCACGGGAGGAUGUUAAGAUUGUGUCGAUCGACCUACAGCCUAUCUCGCCUCUUGCAGGUAUAACGACGCUUCGAGCCGAUAUCACCCACCCUGCGACGGUGCCACUACUACUCUCGGCUCUUGACUCUUCCUACGAUCCUAAAGCAGCCGGAACACAGGCAUCACACCCAGUAGAUCUCGUUCUGAGCGAUGGCGCCCCCGACGUGACAGGUCUCCACGAUCUCGACAUCUACGUUCAAUCUCAGUUGCUCUUUGCCGCCCUCAACUUGGCCCUCUGCGUCCUGAAACCGGGAGGCAAGUUCGUCGCCAAGAUCUUCCGUGGAAGAAACGUCGAUGUUCUCUACGCCCAGCUCAAGAUCUUUUUCGAAAAGGUCAUCGUCGCCAAGCCUCGCAGUAGUCGCGCAAGCAGUGUGGAAGCUUUCAUCGUAUGCAUCAAUUUCCAGCCACCUGCGGGAUUCCGCGCCAGUCUUGAAGAACCCCUCGGUGUUGGUGGUCGACUAGAGGAGAUGCUCAAGGAGAAGGGUGAUAUCACCAUGCAGGAUUCCACGACGAAGGAUGAGGGUGUCGUUGAGAUGGAGGUUUACGAUGAAACACCUGAGGACACGGAGAGAAACAGUCGAUGGGUCGCACCGUUCAUUGCCUGUGGAGAUCUAUCCGCCUUUGACUCCGAUGCCUCGUAUCAGCUCCCUGAGGACUACGUCUCUCUAGAUCCUGUCCAGCCGCCCAUUGCCCCCCCUUAUAAACGCGCCAUUGAGAUGCGAGCCGCCAUGUCCGGAUCACAGCGCUAA
Molecule: messenger RNA, 1128 nt
Organism: Fusarium sp. VM40
Lineage: Eukaryota; Fungi; Ascomycota; Sordariomycetes; Hypocreales; Nectriaceae
Source: the annotation of a GenBank genome assembly